AUGAAGCCACGUGGGGUGACUAAUGAGCACAUAACCCUUAGAGCUUUUCCAUUUUCAUUAAAGGAUAAAGCAAAAGAUUGGCUCUAUAAUAUUCCCCCUGAGUCAGUUACUACGUGGAAUGAUGUGAAAAAGUUAUUUCUAGAAAAAUUCUUUCCUGCAUCUAAGGCGACUAAUAUAAGGAAGGAAAUAUAUGGGAUACGACAAUGUACAUGGGAGACAUUGUUUGAGUAUUGGGAAAGGUUCAAAGGGUUGUGUUCUAGCUGUCCACACCAUCAAAUCUCAGAACAACACCUAAUACAAUAUUUCUACGAAGGGUUGUUGCCUAUGGAUAGAAGUAUGGUGGAUGCAGCCAGCGGUGGUUCUCCUAUGGAUAGAAGUAUGGUGGAUGCAGCCAGCGGUGGUUCUUUGGUUGACAAGACACCCACGGAUGCUAGACAACUAAUAUCAUUGGUUGACAAGACACCCACGGAUGCUAGACAACUAAUAUCAACCGUUGACAAGACACCCACGGAUGCUAGACAACUAAUAUCAACCAUGGCAGAGACACCCACGGAUGCUAGACAACUAAUAUCAACCAUGGCAGAAAACUCUCAACAAUAUGGGACACGAGCGGAUGGGUCAAUCCGUAGAGUUAAUGAUGUAAGUUCUUCUCAACUUGAAAAUAAAAUUUCAGAUUUAACUACUCUUGUGCGUCAAAUGGCUGUAGGGCAAAUGCAAUCCACAGGAGCAUGUGGAAUAUGUUCAUUUGUCGGACAUCCCACAGACAUGUACCCGACAUUGCAAAAUCCAAGUCAAGAGUUGAAUGCAAUCGGGGGAUUUUCUAGUCAACCCAAUCGAAAAUAUGAUCCCUUUUCAAACCAGUAUAAUCCCGGAUGGAGAGAUCAUCCAAACUUGAGCUAUGGGAAUCAAGGGGUGCAACCAAGGUUUCAGAAUCAGAAUUUCAGACAAUUCCAAGCGCCUCAACAAUCUCAACCCCAAGCUUUAAAUUCUGGUAUGUCUUUAGAUGAAAUUUUUAAAGCACUUGCUAAUAACACUCAACAGUUUCAACAAGAAACAAGGGCAGGUAUUCAACAAUUGGGUAAUCAAAUUUCCCAAUUAGCCACUUCUGUUAGCAAGUUGGAAGCUCAAGCUUUGAGGAAAUUACCAUCACAAACGGAGGUGAACCCCAAGGAAAAUGUGAGUGCAAUCACAUUGAGAAGUGGUAAGCAACUUCAGCCAGAAUCCUCAUUACCAGUGGAAGAGGAAAAAGAAGAAAAAUCAAGGGAGGAAAAUGAGUCUAUAGCCAAUGAAAAUUCUAAGGUAAGUUCUGAAUCCUCUGUUGGUCAAUAUAAUUCAUCUCUACCCCCUUUUCCUUCAAGGUUAGCAAAAUCAAAUGAAGAAGAACAUGAAAAUCAAAUUCUGGAAACCUUUAGAAAGGUGGAAAUCAACAUCCCCUUGCUAGAAGCCAUAACGCAAAUUCCCAAGUAUGCAAAGUUUCUAAAAGAACUUUGUACCAAUAAGAGGAAGUUGAAGAGCAAGGAGAAAAUCAUAUUGGGUAAGAAUGUUUCAGCCAUGAUAAGCAAUGAUCUUCCUAGAAAGUGCAAGGAUCCAGGUAUGUUCACCCUACCCUGUAUAAUUGGUAAUAAAAAGAUUAAGCGUGCCAUGUUAGAUUUAGGAGCAUCAAUAAAUGUCAUGCCAUUUUCUAUUUAUCAAUCUUUAAACAUGAAUUCUUUGCAAGAAACUAGUGUAGUUGUUCAAUUAGCUGAUCGUUCUUGUGUGCACCCAAUUGGAGUUAUAGAGGAUGUUUUAGUGCAAGUUAAUGGGCUGGUUUUUCCUGUUGAUUUCUAUGUUUUGAAAAUGAAUGAUGAUGCAAUAGAUCAAUCAACUCCAAUUUUGCUAGGUAGAACAUUUAUGAAAACUGCUAAAACAAAGAUAGAUGUUGAUAAGGGUAUUCUUUCUGUUGAGUUUAAUGGAGAAAUUGCUAAAUUUAAUAUUUCUGAUGCAAUGAAGUACCCUGAUGAUUAUCAUUCUCUUUAUCAUGUCGAUAUAAUUGAUUCAAUAGUGCAAGAUGUUUUUAAAGAUGUUUUUGUUGAGAAUUUGCUUGAUUUAGAAGUUGAAUUUGAUUUAGAUGAGUUUGUUGAUUCUUCUUGUGAAGUUUUAUAA
Molecule: messenger RNA, 2142 nt
Organism: Ipomoea triloba (trilobed morning glory)
Lineage: Eukaryota; Viridiplantae; Streptophyta; Magnoliopsida; Solanales; Convolvulaceae
Exons: 1
Coding region: 1-2142 (713 amino acids)
Source: RefSeq, a predicted model, not a curated record